Exophiala spinifera is the source of this 1596-nucleotide messenger RNA. RefSeq lists its product as uncharacterized. The transcript has 2 exons. Lineage: Eukaryota; Fungi; Ascomycota; Eurotiomycetes; Chaetothyriales; Herpotrichiellaceae. Gene Ontology annotation, molecular function: oxidoreductase activity, acting on paired donors, with incorporation or reduction of molecular oxygen; monooxygenase activity. The record is from RefSeq and is a predicted model, not a curated record. Bases 1 to 1596 code for a protein of 531 amino acids.
AUGGGAGACAACGUCAAUCCCAAUGCCGGCGGGGGUGCGAGUGCGGGUGCGAAUGCAAACGGUCAGGGUGGUACUACUACUACCACCACCACCACCACCACCACCACGGCACAAUACCCGGAUAUAGCCAAAUCUCGAAUCCUACUGAAUGCAUUCGACAUGAGCACCGUCGGCCACCUUUCCCCGGGACAGUGGAAGAACCCCAAGGACCGGUCGGCGACCAAGCGGGACCUGCAGUACUGGAUCGACCUCGCCCUCCUGCUGGAGCGAGGCGGCAUCAACGCCCUGUUCCUCGCCGACACGUACGGCGGCUACGACACGUACGAGGAUUCCCUGGACAACUGCAUCCGUCGAGCGGCGCAGUGGCCCAUGACGGACCCGACCAUCCCCAUCUCCGCCAUGGCGGCCGUGACCAAGAACCUCGCGUUCGGCAUCACGGCGUCGACGUCGUUUGAGCCUCCGUUCUUGCUGGCGAAGCGGUUCUCGACCCUCGACCACCUCACCAGGGGAAGGAUAGGGUGGAACAUCGUCACGUCGUGGAAGAAGGCCGCCUUCAAGGCCAUAGGCAUCGAUACGCCGAUCGACCAUGACGAGAGGUAUUUGCAGGCCGACGAGUACCUUAGGGUUCUGUACAAACUCUGGGAAGGUUCGUGGGCAGACGACGCGCUAAACCCAGACCCGGAGAACGACACUUACGUCGACCCGGACAAGGUACGGACCAUCCACCACCACGGCAAAUACUUGAACCUCGACACGCGACACAUCGUCGACCCGUCGCCUCAGCGCACACCAUUCUUGUUCCAGGCCGGCACGUCGCCCGCGGGAAGUGAAUUCGCCGCCACGCACGCCGAGGCCAUCUUCGUGUCGUCGCACUCGCCCAAGGUGUUGCGCCCCAAGAUCGACAAGAUCAGACAGCUGGCGGCGAGCAAGGGCCGCGACCCACGCUCGCUCAAGUUCUUCGGCACGUUCACACCCAUCGUGGGCAGGACGGACGAAGAAGCGCGCGAGAAGCACGAGGAGCUGAAGAAGUACGCCUCGGUCAUCGGCGGCUUGGUCCUUUUCAGCGGCUGGACGGGCAUCGACAUCUCGAAAAUCCCCAUCGACCAAGACAUCACGGCCGACGAUUCCAAGGAGGCGCACAAGGUCACGAGCAUGCUCGACGCCUUCACCACGACGAGCCCCGACGUGCCCAGGUGGACGCCCCGCGUCGUCGCGGAAAAGGCGGCGAUCGGCGGCCUGGGCCCCGUGGGAAUCGGCAGCCCGGCCAAGGUGGCCGACGAGAUGGAGCGGUGGAUCCGUGAGGCCGACCUCGACGGCUUCAAUCUCGCCUACGUCACCACCCCGGGCACGUUCGAGGACGUGGUGGAUCUGUUGAUCCCGGAGUUGAGGAGGAGAGGACUGUAUCCCGAAACGCCCGAGGACGGACUUACUGCGAGGGAAAAAAUCUAUGGGAAGGGCCAAAAGGGGAUCAGGGACGAUCAUGCCGCUGCCGCGUACAAGUACGAUGUGUACAAGGAGGAUGAACCGUACGUUGAGCCUCGAAAUGGGGCGGCCGCGGGGGAUGAUGGGAAACCUGAAGAGGUCAAGGCGGGAUGA